AUGGCUUCCACUACUUUGUUCACACCUCGCGUGUGUUCUUCAAUCUUUCGCUUUCAGUCCCGGGACUCAGAACCCAGUCUCAAAAUGAGUGACAACCAUGGCAUCCAGAUUGUGGCCACCAGGUCCAAGCGAACACAUCGGCAAAUGGCUGAAGGAUCUGGCAGCAGUAGCGAUGCUCCUUGGCUCGUACCUCCAUACUCGCGCUCCGGAAGCUCCUCCGUGCAUUUACCACCUCCACGAAAUCGACCAACUCCGCGAUAUGGAGACGAUCAUCGGCGCCCUGUGAUGCUCUCCCCGGGGAUAGAGAACGAUGUGAUAGAUUUAACGGCAGAACCAGAAUCCCCACGAAGACCGCAACCGAGCUCACGCCUUCCUCUCCGGGACAUAAUGAAUCGCGACUCUUCUGGACCAAAUGUCAUUGACUUGGAAGCGGAGGGGAACACUGCAGCAGGCUCGCCAAACGGCCCAGAUGUAGAGAUUAUCGGUUCCUCCGCUGUGAGACCGAUGCCAAUGGAACCCACCUAUUUUGACUCCAAUGGGUUCUCCAUGUAUCAUCCCCCUCCGGCAAGGCCCGCUCCAUUCCCAAGUCUCUCAGGGCCGUGGGUAGGUGAUAAUUUUCUUCUUUCGAGAUCCAGAGGCCGAGAAUCUACUCAUCGUCAAGGUAUCCCAUCGUCAGGCACCCCGGGCUCAUGGUAUGGGGAUGAUUUGCUCUCGUUCAUGAACUCCAUGCCUGCGAUGCUUCCAUACAAUGUCCCGGCCUUUGAAUACAAUACCCCUACUCAACCGGCACCGCGUUCUCAGCGUGAUUCUUACAAAGCGCCACCUCCGGCAUCAAAGGGAUUUUCGCGGCGCCUAGAAGAGCAGGAUGUACCAGUCUGUCCCAACUGCGAUGAAGAGCUAGGCACUGGAUCCGGCCGCAAACCAGAAAUAUAUGUCGCAAAAGCCUGUGGGCAUGCAUAUUGCGGCGAGUGCGCCGAGAAUCGAUCGAUCUCAAAGUCUAAGAAAUCAGCAUCAAAGACAAAGCCAUUUUCAAGAUGUCAAGUUGCAGACUGCAAUAAACCAGUGAGCAAUCAGACGGCCAUGACUCACUUGUUCCUUUGA
Penicillium salamii is the source of this 1101-nucleotide messenger RNA. Lineage: Eukaryota; Fungi; Ascomycota; Eurotiomycetes; Eurotiales; Aspergillaceae. The record is from the annotation of a GenBank genome assembly.